Messenger RNA from Leucoraja erinaceus (little skate), 2117 nucleotides. It is a transcript of the gene ciao2a, whose product is annotated as cytosolic iron-sulfur assembly component 2A. The transcript is spliced from 6 exons. The record is from RefSeq and is a predicted model, not a curated record. Bases 46 to 531 code for a protein of 161 amino acids. NCBI's taxonomy places the organism in Eukaryota, Metazoa, Chordata, Chondrichthyes, Rajiformes, Rajidae.
AGUACAUGGGCAGUCUUGCAGCUGCGGCAGCGUAAUGGCUGAAGGAUGGAAAUAGUCUCUGGGCUUGCGUCCUUUGCCCUGGCAAAGUUCCUCUUUCUUUCGCGGCUAUCAAUUAAAGAAGAUGCGGAGAAAAUCAGAAAAAUGGAAGAGAAAUCGCUAGAAGUCUAUGACAUUAUUCGUACAAUUCGUGAUCCAGAAAAGCCGAAUACCCUGGAAGAACUGGACGUGGUUACUGAAGAAUGUGUAGAAGUGAAGUUGUUAGCUGAUGAUGAAUAUCUCAUCAUUAUUCGAUUCACACCAACAGUUCCUCACUGCUCUCUAGCUACUCUGAUCGGUCUCUGUCUACGAGUCAAGUUGCAACGAUGUUUACCUUUCAAACACAAGUUGGAAAUCUACAUCUCUGAAGGGUCACACUCCACGGAAGAAGAUAUUAACAAGCAGAUUAACGACAAGGAGCGAGUGGCAGCUGCAAUGGAGAACCCAAAUUUGCGGGAGAUAGUGGAGCAGUGUGUUCUGGAGCCCGAUGAUUAACAACUGCCAGGCUCGCUGGGGAAAGGACUCAUAGGCAGCCUGCAGUUCACCAGGUCUGCCAGUACAAGGACUGUCCACCGGGGGCUCCACUCUUGCAACAAACUAUAAUGCACUGGCAAUCAUUUAAAAAACAUCAUCUUUGUUUUGUAUUCAUGUUAUGUGAUGAGAUUUCCAUAUUAUUUCUAUUGUUUUACAUUGAGAAAUUCAUGCAAAACAAGAGUCUCUUUUGAUAUACGUGGAAAUGAAUGCAUCAGAAUAUUGCUCCAAUGCAAAUUGAGUGUUCAAUUAUUAAAUUAGUAUUUUUGUAUAGAAUACAAGAGAUAACACUGAAGAAUGUCAGCCACUGAGCUGAAUUGUUGUGAUCCCGGCAAUGGGAGAGGAAAGGUAUCGGACCCCUUUGGUCCCAUCAUACCCAAUCAAAAGGGAACGCAGUCUCAGACACUUCUUACAAAGCUGUAUGGUGGUUGAAAGAAAAUUUAAAAAUGCUAAAAGUGUUCAGCAGGUUAGGCAGCAUCUGCGGAGAGAGAACUAGUUAAUGUUUCAGAUAGCUGACCUCUCAUGCUGCUGACUAUUUCUCAGCAUCCCAAUUUCAGAUCUGCAGUGUUUUAUAGGCUCUAUGGAGUGAUGUGAAAGGAUUGCAUGUGAAUAUUAACAUUGUAUAUUUAUGAGAUUUGGUUCCCGAGGCCUGGGUCCAGCCACUGUAUCCAACGUUAUGGGAACAGACUAUAUAUACUAUAUAUCACUGUAUAUACUAUAUAUCACUGGCCUAAGUGCUCUGUGAGCCAUCUUCCUGGUUCCAAUUCUUGCUACCCCUCAGGGUCUCCCAGUGCUAGGGGAACAGCUAGCUGUUGACACGGAAUGGGUAAUUUCCCAACCUUCAAUGAUAUAGGCAGUGACAUUACCAGAGAACAAAUAUAAAGCUUGAUACCAAAUGGUGGCAUCGAAGCAUACCUGAACACAAGGUUGUUUUGCAUCUUAAAGCCCACACGUUGUGCUUGCAAUACAGAAGUGGCCAAAUAGCACGUGGAUACUGAUAUUUGAGAGAUGCAUUUCCACAGAUGCCAUGAUUGGGCCCAGGUCUGUCCACAGGGGCCACUGGAUAGCAAUCAAAAACAGAGAUUGAGGACUUUACCCCUCAAUCCAGGGGCAAUGAUACCAAUGGUCCUCCCCCAACAGGAACUUGGACCUCCCAGUCUUCACGACUUGCUGGUACUGACCGAGUUGCAUGGCUGAGAUGCUUCAAACUGAAAGGGCUUCUCCCCACCAGGUUAGCACACACUCAGGUGGUGUUUGUAACUUCAGCAAUUAGUGGAACUGAACUUCCUGCCAUCCCAGUACAUUGUCCUGCUUCCCCUUUUUAAACUUGCGCUUCAACUUUUGUCAUUGAACAGUAGAUGAAGCCCCACUUGGUGCAGAACUGCACCCUCGUGUAUCCAGCAUUCCCAUCAAUACCUGUUGACUGUUUGUCUCAACUAUCCUGUGUAUGGCUGUCAGUUCUAUAUUUUUGUAGGUCUGAGCAUUCAGUUUUGAAUGGUUUACCUGCAGGGGUUUCUAUCAAUUUGGGAUUAAAGAUGCUUUGCACUGAG